AUGACAAUGAUGCUGAGACGGUAUUUGAGUAAUGGUGCCAAGUUUGUGAACAGGCCGAAAGUCCAGUGGAAUUUGGGUCAGAGAUUACAUGAAAAUAGACCGUUUCUGUUGCAACCAGGGGAGUUGACUCCAGGUAUCACUGCUGCUGAGUAUUAUCAGAGACGUGCAGAGCUUGUGCGUAAUCUUCCUGUUGGUAGUUGUUUAAUUAUUCUGGCUAAUCAAAUAAAGUUUGCCUCUGGUGCGGUCUUCUACCCCUUCCAACAGGACAACGAUCUGUUCUAUCUCACAGGUUGGAAUGAGCCAGAUAGUAUAAUGGUGCUGGAAAAGCCCAGUGAGAACAUAGAAGACCAUGAGUUGACGAUGUUUGUACCGCCUAAGAAUGAAUUUAAGGAGAAGUGGGAAGGUUUUAGAACUGGUGUGGAUGCAGUUAAGGAAUUCUUCAACGCUGACCAUUCAUACAGUGUGGAUAAUUCAAUGAGCAUGGUAAAUGAGUUGGCUAAGAUUAUAAAACGGAACAAGGGUAUUUAUUUUGAUCCCGACAGCAACAAGAACUCCAAGAUUAAUUCUAAUAUUUUAAACUUGAUAAAGGAGACUAAUAAAGGUACACCAAAGAAAUUGAAAUCUCUGGUAGCUGAUCUAAGAAAGGUAAAGUCUGAGAGCGAGAUAAGACUUAUGAGGAGAGCUGGGCAGAUCUCGGGUAGAAGUUAUAACAUGGCCAUGGCACAGAGAUUCAGGAAUGAAAGAACUUUGCAUACAUUCUUGGAGCAUAAAUUCAUCUCCGGUGGCUGUGACAAGAGUGCCUACAUUCCAGUUGUUGCAACAGGACCAAAUGCUCUGUGUAUUCACUACACAAGUAACGACGAUGUUAUGUAUGAUGAUGAAAUGGUUUUAGUGGAUGCUGCUGGUGCACUCGGAGGGUAUUGUUCAGACAUUUCACGAACCUGGCCUGUUGCUGGCAAAUGGCCUUCUAGUGCUCAUAAAGAUCUUUACGAGGCAGUCUUGAAUGUGCAAAGAGAAUCGUUAAAAAAUUGUAAAAAGGCGCUGGAAAAUAAUAUGUCUUUACAUGAUCUCCAUGAAGCUUCGGUGAAACUUACCAAACAAGAAUUGAAGAACUUAAACUUCUCAAAGGCUACUGAAAUCGCAGAAAAGUUGUAUCCACAUUACAUUGGCCACAAUUUGGGUCUGGAUGUACAUGAUGUUCCAGAAGUCUCAAGGUUCAACCCACUUGUAGAGGGACAGGUCAUCACAAUCGAGCCUGGUUUGUAUAUACCUGACAGCCCCGAGUAUCCUGCAGAGUUCAGGAACAUUGGUAUUAGAAUCGAAGACGAUGUUGUUCUGAAGAAAGAUGGCUAUAUCAAUCUAACAGUUGAGGCUGUUAAGGAGAUCAAGGACAUUGAGAAUGUGAUGCAGAAUGGUACAACUACAGACUUUGAAGACGACGUUGUUAGUCCAUUGCAAGGAUAG
This is a messenger RNA of Nakaseomyces glabratus, 1464 nucleotides long. It is a transcript of the gene ICP55, whose product is annotated as aminopeptidase. Gene Ontology annotation, biological process: proteolysis. Gene Ontology annotation, cellular component: mitochondrion. The record is from RefSeq and is a predicted model, not a curated record. Lineage: Eukaryota; Fungi; Ascomycota; Saccharomycetes; Saccharomycetales; Saccharomycetaceae. Gene Ontology annotation, molecular function: manganese ion binding; metalloaminopeptidase activity.